AUGGGCUUGCUUGCCAGUGAGGCAGGGCGGAGCGGGAGCGGGCAAAUUUGCACGACCGAACUGGCGGAGCUGGUGGCCAAGGCCAUAGCCACGGGCUCGCUGGUGGUUAAUGACCACCGACUGUCGUCGUCGCGGCCGGUGGUGGCCGAGUUGCUCUCGCUGCUGAAGCACAUUGACCUUGGGGCUCGCAGAGAGCGGGCGGGGCGCAAGCAUGAGCUCUUGGCGCCGCCUACGCCCAACGUGACGUCGAACCCGACGCCGACCGACUCGCCGGCGCCGGUGGCGGUGACGCGGCGGGCAAGGCUUGGAGCGGCAAAGCCAAGCUUGGGGCUGCCGGCGUCUGAGCCGACGUCGCCGGCGCCGCCUACAUCUGUGACGCAGCCGAGGCCGAUUUCGUCCGGGCGUGCGGGUGGACGCGGGGUGCGGCGUCCCAAGGCGCGACACGCGUCGUCUGGCGGGUCUGGCGGGUCUGGAGAGCAUGCUCGGCGUCGGUCGGACUCGGAUUAUGUGAGCAUGGCAGCGCGAGCCCGUUCGCGACUGGCGUUGGACAUGCUCUCAGUGGCCGCCGAGGCUGCAGCCGCUGAGGCUGCGGCAGCCGCUGCAGCAAACUCUGUGGCGCGGUCGCCUCUGAUGUCGCCGCGGCUCCUUGCGUCGUCGCCAGACUCUAUUUUCACGCCGACCGCGUGGUCUGUUGCGCCGACGUCGCCGACGACGCCGGUCGGGCCGUACACGCCGUCGCUGAGUGUCUCGCCGCGGAUGAGAAGCCCGCCGGGCGCGGCCGGGUGGAGCCCACCACGGUCGCCGUCGGGGCGACAGCAGGCAUCGUCGCCGUUCAAGGACCAGCCGCUGACGCCCGGCGAGAUCUCCGCGCUGGUGGCGCAAGUCCGGCUCUCGCGCAAGUUCAAGCUGCAGCCGAUCUGGCAAGCAGCUGCGAGUGGGAGGCUAGCGUCGCUGACACAUCUGGACCUGGCGCGCAACGACCUUGCGGUCCUGCCGCCAGCCAUCGGGCUCCUAGAUCAGCUUCGCGUUCUCAUUCUCACCGACAACUUGCUCAAGGUGCUGCCGGGCGAGAUGGCUGUUUUGGGCGAGCUGACCCGGAUCGACGUCUCGCACAACCAGCUGACGGGCGUGCCGGAGGUGCUCGCGUUGUGCCGCGAGCUCCGGGUCAUUGACCUCUCGUCCAACGCGAUUCUCGGCUUUGACGGGCUCAACGAGCCUGUGGCGCGGCGGCUGUCGUUCCAAGAGGCCGCAUGCGGUAGCACAGAGAACGAAGUGCACGGCUCGAUCUGCUCGCUGCCCAAGCUCGAGGUGCUCAAGCUGCAUGCUACCAAGCUGACGAGCUUGCCCGAGUUUGUGGGCGCGCUCGACGGUGUGCGGCAGCUCUCGCUGCAGUACGCCGGGCUAACGAGCUUGCCCGAGGCUGUGGCGUCGUGGUGCUCGCUCGAGUGCCUCAACCUCGAGGGCAACAAGCUCAACGCCCUGCCUGCAGGAGUGGGUGGCUGGCGCGGUCUCCGGUUUAUCUCGCUCGCGAACAACAAGCUACAGAAGCUGCCGGAGGAGGUGUCGGCAUGGGCGAGCGUGGAGGUUGUCAACCUGGCGAACAACGCGCUGACGACGCUUCCGCUCGGGCUUGGCGCGUGCUCGGUGCUAGUGGAGCUCAACGCGUCGGGCAACCGGUUGGCGCACUUUCCGGCAGAACUCUGCGCGCUGGGCGCACUGCAGGAGAUGAACCUCAACUCGAAUGUGCUGACGCGGCUUCCGGAGGAGCUAGGGCGACUCACUGGCCUGCACACGCUGCACGUGUCGGACAACAAGCUCCGCGAGCUGCCGCGAUCGAUCGGGGCGCUGACCGGGCUCAAGGUGCUGACGCUGCGGAACAACGUGCUGCGGACGCUGCCGUGCGAGAUUUCUGCGCUGGAGCGACUGGUCCAGCUUUCGCUCGACAACAACGCGCUGCGGGAGCUGCCAGAAGACAUCGGCUCUUUGCGGUCGCUGCAGGAGCUGUACGUCUCGAACAACUCGCUGAGCACGGUCCCGCUCUCGAUCGGCUCGCUCUCGUUCCUCAAGUACCUCUACCUCAACAACAACCAGGUGCGGAGCCUGCCGUCGUCACUGGGCCACUGCCGGGCACUGUCUCGGCUGGACUUGUACAGCAACCCGCUGAAGGCGACGCUGCGGGAGGUAUGGGUCAUGGGCGUCUCGUCGACGCUCGAGUACUUGCGCAAUCCGUCGAGCUACGACAUGCUGCGGCAGUACCAUUACGGGCGGAGCUAUGCGGAUCCGCCCAAGGUUGCGUUUACGGCGCUGGCCGGGGCGUCGUCACUCGAUCUCGACGCGCACGGAUACGUUGAUGCUGCAGGGGCAGCGGACGUGCGGCCGGCGUCGGCGUACGAGGCUCCAGCGGGCCUGUACGGCCCGGCAUCGGCGUCGGCUGUUCUUGGCGCAGAGGCGCCUGUGACGCCGUCGUCGCGGGCGUCGACGCCGACGUCGCCGCGCGAGCCCUGUUUUGCGCCGCAGGCGUUGUAUGAUGCCGAGUACGCCGAGGUGUACGUGGCGCAGCAGCGGUCGCGGGCGGCGAGCGAGGCGAGCGAGCGUGGCAGCGACGUCGGGUCGUGGUCGACAUCCGAGGUCGCCGACGACGACGGCGACGAUGUCGAAGACGGCGACGAUGAAGGCGAUGCCGACGACGACGGGCUAAGCGUGCCGUUCCAGCGGAUGUCGUUUGGGACUUGCGCGUACUCCAAGGCGGUGACUGGAGCGAUCCACGUGCUCGACGACGAGCACUCGGGCGGGCACACUGGAUCAUCAUCGGGCUCGAUGUCGGCAUCGCCGCCGUCGCUGCUGCCAGUGGCGGGCGGGCGGAGUGUGUGUGCAGUCUCGCAGCCGGGGCUUGGUGUGACGCCGUCGACGUCCCCGUCGACACCAUUUUUGAUGAUUCCACGCGGGCGGAGCGCAGCGAUGGCGGCGUCUGCGGCUGCGGCUGCUGCGGCGUCUGCGCCGUCGAUCUCGUCGUUCCUUCGGAUCCUGCCGCGCGACCGCGACGUGGCGUCGUCUGUGCCACUCGGCGGCGGGCCGUCGCGCGACUCGUUCUCGGGCGGGUCGUACCAGAGCAGCCCGUCGGCCGUAGACCCGUCACCGCAGAACCAGGCGGUGUCGGACAUGACGGGCCCGCUCUCCGAGUACGAGAUCGACCCGAACGACAUCGAGCUCGGGGUCAAGCUGGGCGAGGGCGCGUUUGGGGCUGUGUUCAAGGGCGACUGGAACGGGGUGACGGUGGCAGCCAAGGUGCUCAAGUACGACACGCUGCCGACGCGUGCGGUGAUUGCAGGCCUCCGGCGCGAGGUAGCGAUUCUUUCGAAGCUCCACCACCCGAACGUGGUCUCGCUCAUCGGCGCGUGCCUCCAGCCGCCAUUCCUCUGCAUCGUGACCGAGUUUAUCGGCGGCGGCUCGCUGUACUCGCUCCUGCACGUGGAGCACCAGCGGGUGUACCUCACGUGGCUGCUGCGGAUUGCGCUCGACGUGGCGCGCGGAAUGAGCUACCUCCACGGCUCGCAGCCCAAGAUCAUUCACCGCGACCUCUCGUCGCACAACAUCCUCAUCGCGUACCCGAUCUCGGGCGCCAACUUUACCGCCAAGAUCGCCGACUUUGGCCUUGCCUUUGUCAAGGAGUCGAAUGAGUCGAUCUGCGCCGGCGUGACCGGCAAGGUCCGCUGGAUCGCGCCGGAAGUCCUACUCAACCAAGAGUAUGACGAAAAGGCCGACGUGUACUCGUACGGCAUUGUGCUGUGGGAGAUCCUCACCUCGCAAAAGCCGUUUGCCGAAGUCCAGCCGACGUCGUCGAUCCCCGACGUGGUGGCGGGAGGCGGGCGGCCGGCGCUGCCCAAGGACGCGCCCGGCUUUCUCGCCAAGCUCAUCCGUGAGUGCUGGCACCGCGAGGCGGCGCGACGGCCGUCGUUUGACGACAUUGUCCGCCGGCUGACCAAAGCCGACCGGGCGUCGCGGCGCAAGUCGCUCGGCGAGCUGCUUGUCGACUACCUGUGAGAGGCGGGAGGCGUGGUAAAGUCCUUUAGUGAAUCA
Thecamonas trahens ATCC 50062 is the source of this 4077-nucleotide messenger RNA. RefSeq names its product TKL protein kinase. Gene Ontology annotation, biological process: protein phosphorylation. Gene Ontology annotation, molecular function: ATP binding; protein binding; protein kinase activity. The transcript has 2 exons. The record is from RefSeq and is a predicted model, not a curated record. NCBI's taxonomy places the organism in Eukaryota, Apusomonadida, Apusomonadidae. The coding region runs from base 1 to 4041 and encodes 1346 amino acids.